Molecule: messenger RNA, 1017 nt
Organism: Lachancea lanzarotensis
Lineage: Eukaryota; Fungi; Ascomycota; Saccharomycetes; Saccharomycetales; Saccharomycetaceae
Product: LALA0S01e00628g1_1
Exons: 1
Coding region: 1-1017 (338 amino acids)
Biological process (GO): amine catabolic process
Molecular function (GO): D-cysteine desulfhydrase activity; pyridoxal phosphate binding; 1-aminocyclopropane-1-carboxylate deaminase activity
Source: RefSeq, a predicted model, not a curated record
AUGUUUUUAGAAAAGUAUACGCGUGUUCCUCUUACAUUUGGUCCCUCACCAAUCACUCACAUGAAAAACCUUUCCAAGGAACUGGGAGGCGACGUUGAGAUCUAUGCCAAACGAGAAGAUUGUAACAGUGGUCUAGCUUUCGGGGGCAACAAGAUCCGCAAGCUAGAAUAUCUUGUUCCGGAGGCUAUCGAAGGCGGGUACGACACUCUUGUUUCUAUAGGUGGUAUCCAAUCCAAUCAAACCAGACAAGUUGCUGCUGUAGCUGCCCAUUUGGGGAUGAAAUGUAUGCUCGUGCAGGAGAAUUGGGUUGACUACAAGGCAGAAAUUUACGACAAAGUGGGAAAUAUCGAGCUAUCGCGCAUUAUGGGAGCAGAUGUGAGACUCAACCCAGCGGGAUUCGACAUCGGAAUCAGAAAAAGUUGGAAGGAAGCUAUGGAAGAAGUCAAAGCUAAAGGUGGAAAACCGUUCCCCAUCCCUGCUGGUUGCUCUGAGCAUCCUUACGGAGGCUUGGGAUUUGUGAACUUUGCCAACGAAGUUGUUGAACAGGAGAAGGCUUUUGGAUUCGAAUUUGACUACAUUGUGGUUUGUGCAGUCACAGGCAGUACCAUGGCAGGAAUGACUGUGGGAUUUGGCUUUCAUGGUCGCCAAAGGAAAGUGAUCGGAAUUGAUGCGUCGGCUAAGCCAGAGCAGACAAAGGAGCAGAUUUUCAGGAUUGCAAAAAACACGGCAAAGCUUGUGGAUCUUCCAUUUGAAAUUACUGAAGAUGAUAUCAUCCUCGAUGAAAGGUUUGGCGGUCCCUCUUAUGGUGUACCCAAUGAAGGCACAAUGGCUGCGAUAAGGCUUUGUGGGCGGUCUGAAGGUGUGCUUAUUGAUCCGGUGUACGAAGGAAAGUCCAUGGCGGGCCUCAUUGGUCUCAUCAAGGAACAAAAAAUUCCCAAAGGUUCAAAAGUUCUAUACGUCCAUUUGGGAGGUGCUCCCGCUUUGAACGCAUACGCGGAUCUCUUCAAAGAAGGUUAA